Molecule: messenger RNA, 1050 nt
Organism: Paramecium octaurelia
Lineage: Eukaryota; Ciliophora; Oligohymenophorea; Peniculida; Parameciidae
Source: the annotation of a GenBank genome assembly
AUGAUUAUUUUAUUAUUAAUCUUAAUACCUACACUAUUAUCAGAUAACAUUUAACUAGCCAGAGUUCAGUAUUGCGGUUGUGGAGUUGCUCUUAUACAAUCCUUAUGCAUCUAAUUAGACGAUUGCAGAUGGCAGAAUUACACUUGUGUUAACAUUACAGGUGUCCCCUAAACAAUUGUAGUCACACCCAAUAAUACAAAUACCGAUAACAACUCUACUGAUAAUAAUAGCACCGAAGGCAAUAAGACAGACACUACAUAAAAUGAAUAUGAUUUUACUGAUCCUGAUUUUGACUAUGAUUCUGUAGCUGUAACACAUAAACAAUAUGAAAUACCUGAUAUCAUUGAUGAAAGUGGAAAUACAGAUGAAGGUAUAAAAUCAUUCUUUAUAUUGUAAAAUAGGUACUGAUACAGGUACUGGUACUGGUACAGAUACAGGAACUGGUACAGACACAGGUACUGGUACAGACACAGGUACUGGAACAGACACUGGUACAGGAACAGAUACUGGAACAGGAACUGAUACUGGUACAGAUACAGGAACUGAUACUGGUACAGGAACAGAUACUGGAACAGGCACUGAUACGGGUACAGGCACUGAUACGGGUACAGGCACUGACACAGGUACUGAUACAGGUACUGAUACAGGUACUGAUACAGGUACUGGUUCAAAUACUAAUAACACAAAUACUAACAACACAAAUACAAAUACAACAUAAACUUAUACGUAAUCCACGUCCAUCACAUACACCAAAACAUAUAUUAAUAAAACGUUUAAUGAUAAAGUAACAUGUAGUUAAUAAAGUGAUGAAGCUGGAUGUAAUAGUAAAAGAUGGCCUGAUUAAAUAUUUUGUAUAUGGAAAAACAGCACAUGUAUUUCAGGAUCAUGCACUGAUUUAGAUUUACUAGAAUGCGAAAAAACAUUCUUCUGUGUUAAUUUUGGCUACUGCUAAUCCUGCGUAAGAAUAUAACAAUAUUUUAGAAAGCAAUAGAAGUAUAUGCAAACGCACUUUUAGCCUGGAUAUUAAUAAUAGUAUUUGUAAUAUCCUGA